AUGGCACCAAUAUCGAUACUUGACACCCACAUCCACCUCUGGCCACAAUCCAUGUCCAAUGAAGAUGGCCAUUCGUGGAUGACUCCCGGAAUGCCAUUGGCAAAGCAGCACGUCCUCUCAGACUACUACAAAGCCUCGCAACAAGUAGAUACAUCCUCCUUCUCACAAGAGACUAUGGUCGAAGGCGUCGUCUACGUCGAGACAGACGUCCGCUACGAAACCCCAUCAGGAGAUCUCACGACUUGGGCGAAAGGUCCGCUAGAUGAGGUCAAGUUCCUGCGAAGUAUUGUCGAGGGAGAGUACGGCGAGAGAGAUAGUGAGAUGCUCAAAGGAAUCGUCGGCUGGGCGCCCAUGGAUCAAUCAACCUCUGUACUCAAAGCCUGGCUGGACAUCGCCGAAAAGACUGCUGGCCCAAAGACAUGGGCCAGAGUCAAGGGAUUCCGCUUUCUUCUCCAAUUCAUUCUGGACCAAGCCAAGUUCGAAAACCUCGUGCAGAGUCAAGACUUCAUCCAAAACCUCCGCAUCCUCGGGGAAAGGGGCUUCUCCUUCGACGUCGGAGUCGAUCAGCGCUCGGGCGGCUCGUGGCAGCUUGAGGCGAUGACCAAAGCCAUGAAAGCCGCGCACGAGGGUGUUGGCAGUGAGCUCAAAGUUACUUUCAUCAUCAACCACCUCUGCAAACCGGACUUCGAAGCUGGCGAGGAGUCCUUUAAUCGUUGGAAGAGUGCCGUGGAAGAGAUGUCCGCUCUCGACAAGACGUACAUGAAACUUUCGGGCGCUUUCAGCGAAUUGCCCGAUGGGUUGUCGAGCACGGAUACGAUUGCAUCGAAAAUGAAACCUUGGGUUCAGCAUGUGCUCAAGUCCUUUGGACCACAGAGAGUCAUGUUCGGUAGCGAUUGGCCGGUAUGUAACGUGAGAGGGCCCAAAGGAGAGCAAUCUUGGGUUGCUUGGAAGGAUGUGGUCAAAACUAUUUUGGAUGAUGAAGACCACGGUCUGACCGAGGAAGGUAAACAAAAAGUCUGGAGGGGCACAGCAAGAGAAGCCUAUCGUCUGGAAUAG
Messenger RNA from Zasmidium cellare ATCC 36951, 1056 nucleotides. RefSeq lists its product as uncharacterized. Lineage: Eukaryota; Fungi; Ascomycota; Dothideomycetes; Mycosphaerellales; Mycosphaerellaceae. The transcript has a single exon. Gene Ontology annotation, molecular function: hydrolase activity. The coding region runs from base 1 to 1056 and encodes 351 amino acids. The record is from RefSeq and is a predicted model, not a curated record.